AUGGCGGAACAUAACAUUGUCGUUUUUGCAGGCGACCACUGCGGCCCAGAGGUUGUUGCUGAGGCAAUCAAGGUUAUCAAGACGGUCGAGGAGCUGCGCCCGAGUGCUGGCAAAUUCAAGCUGCAGGAUCUCCUGCUCGGAGGGUGCUCCAUCGACCAGACCGGCUCCCCCCUCACAGACGAAGCCCUCGCCGCCGCCAAAGCCGCCGACGCAGUGCUCCUUGGUGCCAUUGGCGGCCCCAAAUGGGGCACCGGCGCCGUCCGCCCGGAGCAGGGCCUCCUAAAGCUACGCAGUGAGAUGGCCGCCUAUGGAAAUCUCCGUCCCUGCUUCUUCGCGUCCGACGCCCUCGUCGAGGCCUCCCCCCUGAAGGAGUCCAUCUGCCGCGGCACCGACAUGAUGCUAGUCCGAGAGUUGACCUCGGGCCUUUAUUUCGGAGAGCGAAAAGAAUACGAUGGUGUUAAUGCGUUUGACACUGCUGUUUACACGAAACCAGAAAUCGAGCGUAUCGCGCGGAUGGGCGGUUACCUGGCUAAGAAGAGGGGAGACUCGCGGGUUAUCUCGCUGGACAAGGCAAACGUGUUGGCGACAAGCAGACUCUGGCGUUCUGUCGUUGACGAGGUCUUUAAAAACGAGUUCCCUGAGCUCAAGGUUGAGCAUCAACUUAUUGACAGCGCGGCCAUGAUUAUGGUCAAGAACCCGACGCAGCUGAAUGGCGUCAUGAUUGCGCCCAACUUGGCAGGUGAUAUUCUCAGCGACGAGGCGAGCGCCAUAGCUGGAAGCAUCGGGCUCCUCCCGAGCGCGAGUCUCUGCGGGAUUCCCAGCUCUCCAGUGUCUGGUAUCUAUGAACCAAUUCAUGGUAAGACUUCUAUCCUGUUCGAGCCCUCAUGUAGACAUCAGUUGCUAACGCAGAUGACAGGUAGCGCGCCGGACAUUUCAGGGAAGGGGAUUGUCAAUCCCAUUGGCACCAUCCUUUCUGUGGCCAUGAUGUUCCGAUACUCUCUGAAUCUCACCCACGAGGCUAAACUCGUCGAGGACGCGGUCCGCGCCGCCAUCGACGCCGGGUUGCGAACCAAGGACAUGGGCGGCAGCACGGGCACCGCAGAAGCAGGAGAUGCCAUCGUUGCUGAGCUGGUCAAGAUUCUCAAGGCGUGA
Molecule: messenger RNA, 1152 nt
Organism: Fusarium vanettenii 77-13-4
Lineage: Eukaryota; Fungi; Ascomycota; Sordariomycetes; Hypocreales; Nectriaceae
Exons: 5
Coding region: 1-1152 (383 amino acids)
Biological process (GO): L-leucine biosynthetic process
Cellular component (GO): cytosol
Molecular function (GO): 3-isopropylmalate dehydrogenase activity
Source: RefSeq, a predicted model, not a curated record